Maudiozyma saulgeensis is the source of this 1446-nucleotide messenger RNA. The record is from the annotation of a GenBank genome assembly. NCBI's taxonomy places the organism in Eukaryota, Fungi, Ascomycota, Saccharomycetes, Saccharomycetales, Saccharomycetaceae.
AUGAGUAAUAUUGAUAGUUCAACAAUCACUCCAGAAAGAUAUGCUCCACAUCUAUCUGAGUUCUAUCCCAUAAUGAAUAGUAAUAAUAAUAAUAAUCAACAGAAUGAUGAUACAAGAACACGACAACAAGAUGGACUUCUACUAAACCAAACGAUAAUUUCUCCACAACGAUCCGAUCAUACUACUCCAUCGUCACGAUUUGCAUUAUUACCAUCCUCUCAUAAUUCUUUAAGAAGACCUUCAAGUGUAGCAUCAAAUAGUCAAAGUAUAAUGAGUGAUUUACAAACUCUUAUAACACGCCGUGAUGUUAAACAGACUAAAGAAGCAAUGAAAUCGUUGAACAAUACUUCGAAAGAAUUAAGUGACGCAUUGGCUACUGUAGCACGAUGUUCGAGUAAAAUGGCUUGUGAAUUUGAAAAUUUUGCUCAUUUAAAAGGUUGUAAUGAUGAUACAGCUGAAAAAUUUAUGAAUGCAAGUGGAUUAUUUCAUUUAGUUGGUAAUCAUGAAUUAAUAAUGAGCGAAUUUAUUAAUAAUUUAUUAAUUGAUUCAGUAACUGAUAUGAUGGACGAAUUUCAAUUUAAAUCAAAAUCUUUAGAAAACAAAUUUAAUUCAAAGAGGAAAGAAGAAUCAUUAAAAUUAAAAAUACAAGAAAAAUUUAAUAAUGAUUUUUCGAAGAGAAAUGUUAGAAAUUUAAUAUCAUAUCGUGAAAGUUUAAAUAAUUUACAAAAUCAAUUAGAUCAAUUAGAAAUAUUAAAAUAUGAUUAUUAUAAUGAUUCAUAUCAAUUAGUUGAAUCAACUUGUAAUAAUGUAUUAAAAAAUGUUGCUAGUAUAACAAGAGCACAAGUAGAAAUUUCUGAAAACAUUGCAAGAAAAGGGUGGUCAGGAGGUGGUUUGGAUGAUUUAUUAAUAGAUGCAAAUGAUCCAUUCACACAAAAUGAAGAUGAUGAAGAAGAACAAAAUGAAGAGGAUGAAGAAGAAGAAGAAGAAGAAGAAGAAGAUAAUGAUGAGACUGAUCAUAUUAUGAGUAGCAUACCGGAAGAAGAAUCUGAUACAAAUAAUCAUAGAAAUAAUAAUAGCAAUGACAAUAUUAAUAGAACAACAAAUAUGGAAGCGACAAAGAAUGAUAAUUUAUCCAAUUCUAUGGAACAAUUAAGAGUUCAAAGUAUGCCUCAAUCGACGGACAAUAAUUCAAGAAGUAUAAUAGGUGCAACUGGAGACACCAGUAAUAUUAUUACAAGUGAUGGCAGUAAUAGUAGUCAUAACAAUAAUAACGAGGAAAUAGAAGAACAAUUAUCAGAUAACGAAAAUGAUAAUUCAUUUGCAUUACCAUUAUCCAAUAGUGUCGGAGUACGAACAAGUUCAAUACUCGACGAAGAAGAAGAAGAAGAAGAAGAAGAUGAUGGCGACGACAACGAACAUACUAGACAUAAUAAUGAAAGUUUAUAA